Molecule: messenger RNA, 1056 nt
Organism: Corylus avellana
Lineage: Eukaryota; Viridiplantae; Streptophyta; Magnoliopsida; Fagales; Betulaceae
Source: RefSeq, a predicted model, not a curated record
AUGUCCAACAAAGCUUCGAUGCAGAUGUUAGCUCAUGAAUUGGUUCAACUCCUCUGGAGUGAGGUUCUACUAUUGCCAAAAGACCAGUUCUCAACACUAGUUGACAACCAUUCGACUUUACUUUUUGAAGCUGCAGAAUUAGGGAAUGUUGAUUAUCUAAUUAUACUUAUACGCACUUAUCCUGAUCUCAUAUGGAGAGUAGACGAGAAAAACCGAAGUAUAUUUCACAUUGCUGUUAAACUUCGGCAAGAAAAUGUGUUCAAUCUAAUAUAUGAGAUAGGUUCUAUCAAGGGUAUGAUUGCACAAUAUAUUGACGCAGACGAUAACACCAUGCUUCACUUAGCUGGACGAUUGGCUCCUUUAGAGAGACUAAAUAUCAUAUCAGGAGCAGCCCUUCAAAUGCAACGAGAGUUAUUGUGGUUUAAGGAGAUAGAAAAGAUUGUGCCACCUUCAUACAAGAAGCUGGUGAAUAAAGGUAUAGAUGGUGAACCUGCGGAUACACCGUGGGAAUCAUUCACAAAGAAUCAUGAAAAGUUAAAAGAACAAGGUGAAAAGUGGAUGAAAGACACUGCAAAUUAUUGCAUGCUUGUGGCAGCACUGAUUGCUACAGUAGUAUUUGCUGCAGCUUUUACUGUGCCAGGUGGCAACAACCAAGAAAUAGGAAUACCUAUUUUUUUGAAACAUAAGUGGUUUUUGGUGUUCUUCAUAUCAGAUGCAAUCGCUCUAGUCUCUUCUUCGACUUCGAUACUAAUAUUUUUGUCAAUUCUCACUUCACGUUACGCGGAAGAGGAUUUCCUCGAGUCAUUACCUAGAAGGUUGUUGUUUGGACUUACAACACUCUUCAUCUCUAUAGUAACCAUGGUUGUAGCUUUUAGUGCAACCUGUUUUUUGGUUUAUUACAGUGAAAUGGCCUGGCUUCCAAUUGUUAUAAUUGUUUCAGCUGGUGUCCCAGUUACUUUAUUUGUUAGGCUACAUUAUCAACUUUGGGCUGAUAUUAUCCGCUCAACAUAUUGGUCUAGGUUUCUUUUCCAACCAAAUAAGAGUAGGCUAUUUUAG